Puccinia graminis f. sp. tritici CRL 75-36-700-3 is the source of this 627-nucleotide messenger RNA. RefSeq lists its product as uncharacterized. NCBI's taxonomy places the organism in Eukaryota, Fungi, Basidiomycota, Pucciniomycetes, Pucciniales, Pucciniaceae. Gene Ontology annotation, molecular function: nucleic acid binding. The transcript is spliced from 3 exons. The record is from RefSeq and is a predicted model, not a curated record. The coding region runs from base 1 to 627 and encodes 208 amino acids.
AUGGCAAGGGCAGGCAAGAGCCUUGCCUACCUCUCUCAAGAGUUUGGAAAGGCAAGAUCAACCAUUUCAGGGAUCAUCAACCGCUGGAAGGAUCACAGAACCAAUGAAUCAAAACCCCCAACUGGUCGACGUCCCCUUACCACUGAGCAUGACAAACGACAACUCCAGGCUGUCAAGAAGCUGUUUGUGAACAAUAAGCAAGCAGCUAGGCAGCUUGCCUUUACAACAGCUCACCUCAACUGGAACGUCGACGAUUGGCCCUUGGUACUCUGGACCAACAAACCAUAUUUUGAGCUGGGUAAGAACUCCAAAGCAAUCUUGAACGAAGGCCCCAGUUCUCUUCAUGCCCCCCCCGGCCAGAGAAACACCACCAGUUUCAUUGAAAAUGUCUACGAGAAGGGCCUCCAGCCCUUCAUGGACAAUAUCAAUGAGGUGCAUCGUCCUACCCUCAUGGAGGACAAUGCACCUGUCCACACCACCAUCCUCAGACGCACAUACCAAGCCAGCCAUGGUAUCAAGAAGAUUAAAGAUGGACAUUGGUACCCGGCACCUGUUUGCCUGGUACCGCCCGGACCCACCUGGCACCUGCCGGGGGUGCAAGGUGAGGUACCUGGUGUCCAUUUCUGA